AUGGUGGACGCUUACCUGCGACGCCUGUUUUUCGUGCAGAUGGUCGCCUGGUUGUGUUUCGCACCAGCCUCUUGCACGGAGCCUCACGGUACCGACGGAGGCCUGGUUCGGCUGCACCCUCAGACGCUACGCCCAACCGACUUGCCGCUGCCGCCCUUCACGGAAAUUCACACGGAUGAUGCGCAAUGCACCGCCAAACCGCCACCUGAUCUGCCCCGCUUCGCCCCCUCCCGGAUGUCACGUGCCAACCACGUCACCGAUCCGACGCCGCCAAUUCACCGCCAAGAUAAAAGCCCGAACAUCACCCAUGGUCCCACCAAAGGUCGCCUGGUUGUGUUUCGCACCAGCCUUCUGCACGAGCCUCACGGUACCCACGGAGGCCUGGUCCGGCUGCACCCUCGGCCGCUACGCCCAACCGACUUGCCGCUGCCGCCCUUCACGGAAAUUCACACAGAUGAUGCGCAAUGCACCGCCAAACCGCCACCUGAUCUGCCCCGCUUCGCCCCCUCGCGGAUGUCACGUGCCAACCACGUCACCGAUCCGACGCCGCCAAUUCACCGCCAAGAUAAAAGCCCGAACAUCACCCAUGGUCCCACCAAUGGUCGCCUGGUUGUGUUUCGCACCAGCCUCCUGCACGAGCCUCACGGUACCGAUGGAGGCCUGGUCCAGCUGCACCCUCAGCCGCUACGCCCAACCGACUUGCCGCUGCUGCCCUUCACGGAAAUUCACACGGAUGAUGCGCAAUGCACCGCCAAACCGCCACCUGAUCUGCCCCGCUUCGCCCCCUCCCGGAUGUCACGUGCCAACCACGUCACCGAUCCGACGCCGCCAAUUCACCGCCAAGAUAAAAGCCCGAACAUCACCCAUGGUCCCACCAGUGGGCUCGACAACACGUCAAGGAUGGCGGACGCUUACCCGCGACGCCUGUUUUUCGUGCGGAUGGUCGCCUGGUUGUGUUUCGCACCAGCCUCCUGCACGAGCCUCACGGCACCGAUGGAGGCCUGGUCCAGCUGCACCCUCGGCCGCUACGCCCAACCGACUUGCCGCUGCUGCCCUUCACGGAAAUUCACACGGAUGAUGCGCAAUGCACCGCCAAACCGCCACCUGAUCUGCCCCGCUUAG
Messenger RNA from Rhipicephalus microplus (southern cattle tick), 1122 nucleotides. Its product is annotated as mucin-2-like. Lineage: Eukaryota; Metazoa; Arthropoda; Arachnida; Ixodida; Ixodidae. The record is from RefSeq and is a predicted model, not a curated record.